Aplysia californica (California sea hare) is the source of this 1152-nucleotide messenger RNA. RefSeq names its product THAP domain-containing protein 1-like. NCBI's taxonomy places the organism in Eukaryota, Metazoa, Mollusca, Gastropoda, Aplysiida, Aplysiidae. Bases 489 to 1136 code for a protein of 215 amino acids. The record is from RefSeq and is a predicted model, not a curated record. The transcript has 2 exons.
GUAUCGCGGCAGGUGUAUUCUUUACUCCCCCAUAGUAAAACUAUGGGGGCCCCCCCUCCUGCAGGGGCGGUCAGUGACGUUGGUGACUAUUAAACUUAGAGGCGGACACACGGCCCUAACACACAAAUACCUCCUUCAGGGAGAUGAGAAGCCGUUCUGUGUCGAAUGCGACACAGAUUUUACCAUUAGGCCAUAGACCUAUUAUUAGCCGAGACUGCGCGUCACGUGACUUUCGAUAUGCACACAACAUGGCUGCCCCCUGUCAAAACAGUUGGGCAAGCUGAGAGAGCGAGGUUUGAGCGUUAUCAGCAGGAUUUCGUUAGAUCUACACGAUGGUUCAAAAUUGCUGUGUCGUCUUUUGCAACAACAGAAGUUUCAAGGGAUGUUCAGUUUCAUUUCACAGCUUCCCCCAUCCCAUCAAAGAUGCUGAGCGGAGGCAAAAAUGGAUCUCUGCCAUCAGCAGAGCUGAACCUGACGGCAAACCUUAGAUGCCGAAGAAAAACGACAAAGUAUGCAGUGAACACUUUCUGCCAAUAGAUUAUGUGGAUGGAAAAGAAAGACAUACUCUGAAUGGAAAGGCUGUACCAUCUAAGUUUCCUGGCUAUCCAGCUCACAAGCAACAAGCCGACAAGAAACGUCCAUCACCAAACAAACGUAAACUUCCGUUACCAGAAGAACCAUCCCCAAAACGUCCAACUUUAAACCCUUCAGUGUCUGUUGGGCUUGACCACACUUAUCACUCGCCUUCUACUGAAGUCAAAGUCCAACAGCUCCAGAAGAAAUGGAAAGAGGCAUGUGGCAAAUUAAAGGAAAAGAACAGGGAGGUGAAAUUACUCAGUGAGAAAUUGAAGAGACGAGAGUCUAAGAUCUCGACGCUACUGGAGAAGCUGCAGGAGCUCAAGCUUAUAAACGAGGAACACUGCGAAAUCCUGAAGGAAAAUUUUCCGGAAAACACGUUCUUGCUCAUUGAGAAUGAGUUGGCACAACAGGGGAAACUCAAGUCUCAGCUGCGAUAUUCAGAUGAAAUCAAAGCAUUCGCUGUAACACUGCACUAUUACAGCGCUGCUGCAUAUGAGUAUCUUAGUACGUUCCUCCAUCUUCCCCAUGCAGCAUCGAUCAGGAGGUGGGUGUCAUAGUACAAUGUAGAGCGUU